Pochonia chlamydosporia 170 is the source of this 1416-nucleotide messenger RNA. Its product is annotated as proline iminopeptidase. The transcript has a single exon. Gene Ontology annotation, molecular function: peptidase activity. The coding region runs from base 1 to 1416 and encodes 471 amino acids. Gene Ontology annotation, biological process: proteolysis. The record is from RefSeq and is a predicted model, not a curated record. Lineage: Eukaryota; Fungi; Ascomycota; Sordariomycetes; Hypocreales; Clavicipitaceae.
AUGGGACCAGCCAUUGUAGACAUCCAACCAGCCAAGCUGCUCAGCAGCAAAGACCACCUUCUCCCCGGCCAACUCAAGAUCACAACCUUCUUCUUCCAAGUGCCCCUCGACUAUGAGAACCCCUCCGCGGGGUCCAUCCAACUCUACGCCAGACGAGUCACAAAGCACGAGUCCCCCAUCUUCCCACCAGACGAGGAAGAUGCCCAGAAGAACAUCAAGCCCUACAUGAUCUACCUAGAAGGCGGCCCUGGGUUCGGUAAUCGCGGCCCGGCAGAUCACCCCGUCACGAGGGCCGCCAUUCCCCGUGGCUACCAAGUCCUAUACAUCGACCACCGGGGCACUGGCCUCAGCACACCUGUUUCGACAGCCAUGCUCGCCAAGGUUGGUGAUGCGGACGCCCAGGCCAGAUACCUGCGUCUGAUGCGUCAGGACAACACCGUCCGGGACUGCGAGGCCGUUCGAAAGCUCCUGACGGCAGGCUGGCCUGAACAAAAGACCCAAUGGUCUACAUUUGGCCAAUCCUACGGCGGAUUCAUCACCCUGUCGUAUCUGUCCAUGCAUCCAGAAGGUGUGCGAGAGUCAUUUCUAACAGGCGGUCUCGCACCGGUUGGAAAGACGGCCGAGCAGGUCUACGACGCGACGUUCCGCAAGACCUCUGAACGCAACGAGCAGUACUUUGCCAAGUUUUCCGAGGAUGCUGACGUCCUGCGCCAAAUCGCAAAUUACAUCGAGAGCCAGGGCGGCAAAAUCCCCCUACCCGCGGGCGGAUUCCUAACCCUCCCACGUCUUCUGACCAUCGGCAUUGCGUUUGGUGGCCACGGUGGUUUCGAUAAUGUUCACAACAUGCUCACUGCGUUGAAGACGUCUCUGGACCAGUUUGGCUUCUUUUCUCGCGCUGCUCUUGCACCCUUCGAGACGAUUACCCCGUUCGACACGAAUAUCAUUUAUGCUAUUCUUCAUGAGGCCAUUUACUGCGAUGGCCCGCAACCGUCCAACUGGGCGGCUAAUCGUGUUGGUAGAGCUCGCAGUGGUCCCUUUUCGUGGCUCAACCCGGACUUUAGUGUGGCACAGUCAACAGAACCGCUUUACUUUAGCGGCGAGAUGAUUUUCCCCUUCCACUUCGAUACAUACCCCGAGUUGAUACCCCUUCGAGAAGUUGCGGAGAAGUUGGCGGCGUACAGAGACUGGCCGGCCUUGUACGACCAGGACCGUCUGCGUAGUAACAACGUUCCCCUGUAUGCGGCUUCCUAUGUGGAGGAUAUGUAUGUUGAGUAUCACCUGGCGAGGGAUACGUCCAAUAUGGUCAAGGGGAGCAAGGUGUUUGAGACGAAUGUCAUGUAUCAUAAUGCUGUGAGGGCCAAGGCCGACGAGGUGAUGCACCAGCUUUUCAGCUUGAGAGACGAUGUAUUGGAUUAG